Messenger RNA from Cynara cardunculus var. scolymus (artichoke), 1848 nucleotides. Its product is annotated as aspartic proteinase oryzasin-1-like. Gene Ontology annotation, biological process: lipid metabolic process; proteolysis. NCBI's taxonomy places the organism in Eukaryota, Viridiplantae, Streptophyta, Magnoliopsida, Asterales, Asteraceae. The transcript is spliced from 14 exons. Gene Ontology annotation, molecular function: aspartic-type endopeptidase activity. Bases 69 to 1574 code for a protein of 501 amino acids. The record is from RefSeq and is a predicted model, not a curated record.
AGAAGCAGGUAUCAGCUCUCACCACUUCUUCUUUCACUCCGUACCCUUUUGGUAGGAAAUUGUUCAACAUGGGGAUUCGAUAUGUUUGGUUGGCGGUGUGUUUAUGUGCUCUUUUACCCUCUAUGUUUGAUGCUUCCUCUGAUGGGUUACUGAGAAUCAACAUCAAGAAACGGCCUUUGGAUGUUAAUAGCAUUAAAGCUGCUAGAAAAGAUGGCAAAUAUGGAAACGGUCUCAAGACCACCCCACUUGGUUUGGGUGAUUCUAGUGUGGAUUUUGUCCCCUUAACCAACUACUUGGAUGCCCAAUACUAUGGAGAGAUCGGUAUUGGUUCUCCACCCCAAACAUUCACAGUCAUAUUUGAUACCGGCAGUUCGAAUCUUUGGGUUCCAUCAUCCAAAUGCAUAUUCUCUAUUGCUUGCUACUUCCAUCACCGGUUUAAGGGAACACAAUCAAGUACUUACACGAAAAUUGGGGAUGCUUUGCAAAUAAGUUAUGGAUCUGGUACAAUUUCUGGAUUCUCCAGUAAAGAUGCUGUUCAAGUUGGAGAUCUUUGUAUCGAAGAUCAAGAUUUCAUUGAAGUUACUAAAGAAGGAAGUCUUUCGUUUGUAUUGGGCAAAUUUGAUGGAAUUUUGGGACUUGGGUUCAAGGAAAUUUCAGUCGGCGAUUUGCAGCCAGUCUGGUAUAAUAUGAUAGACCAAGGCCUUGUAAAAGAACAAGUGUUCUCUUUUUGGCUUAACCGUAAUGAAGAUGAUGAAGAAGGUGGUGAGCUUGUCUUUGGUGGUGUUGACCCAAGUCACUUCAUAGGGGAGCACUCAUACGUUCCUGUGACUAAAAAGGGUUACUGGCAGUUCAAUAUGGGGGAUUUCCUUAUUGGCAAUCAAUCUACAGGAUUCUGUGAGGGUGGUUGUGCUGCUAUUGUGGAUUCUGGAACGUCAUUGCUCGCUGGUCCAACAACUAUUGUGACGGAGAUCAACUAUGCAAUUGGGGCUGAAGGAGUACUGAGCAGUGAAUGCAAGACACUUGUUACUGAAUACGGGGAUAUGAUUUGGGAUCUCCUAGUAUCUGGGGUGACGCCCGGAAAAGUUUGUUCACAGGCUGGUUUAUGUUUCUCCAACGGAGCUCAGUCUGUCAGUUCAAACAUAAAAACAGUGGUUGAAGAAGAGAAUCGGGGACUUCAGGAUACGGUGUAUUGUGAAGUGUGUGAAAUGGCUGUUAUUUGGAUGCAAAACCAGCUGCGACAAAAGGAGACCAAGGAAGUCGUGCUAGAUUACGUGAAUAAGCUUUGUGAGAGCAUACCAAGCCCUGCUGGAGAAUCAGUCAUCGAUUGCAAUAGUCUCUCUAAGAUGCCGAAUGUUUCGUUCACCAUUGGCGAAAAGCUCUACACCCUCACUCCAGAACAGUAUAUUCUGAAAACUGGAGAAGGCAUUGCUGCUGUCUGCAUUAGCGGUUUCAUGGCGUUGGAUGUUCCACCUCCAGCAGGUCCUCUAUGGAUUCUUGGAGAUGUGUUCAUGGGUGUUUACCACACGGUGUUUGACUACGGAAAUCUGCAGCUGGGGUUUGCCAAAUCGGCGUAAUUUAGUAGCUGAUUAGCACAAAAACUGAAGGCUCAUGUAAAUAAAUGGAUCGAUGGAUGGAUGUAUGUUUAUUGUAAUGUUUGAACUGUGACGUGUGUCCUGGUAUCGAACAUGCUGUUAGGAGGUUGUAUGCUAUUUGCUGGACUCGUGGUCCUCCAUGGUCUCAUACUGGUAAAUUAGUACUCUAAACAUGUCCUUGAGAAAAAUGAUCGUGGUUCCUUUGUUUAUCCUUGAUCAAUAUCUGCUAGCAGGUGCAUAUGCAAUUAUGAAGAAC